This is a messenger RNA of Dalotia coriaria, 11218 nucleotides long. RefSeq names its product protocadherin-like wing polarity protein stan. The record is from RefSeq and is a predicted model, not a curated record. Lineage: Eukaryota; Metazoa; Arthropoda; Insecta; Coleoptera; Staphylinidae. Gene Ontology annotation, molecular function: calcium ion binding; G protein-coupled receptor activity. Gene Ontology annotation, cellular component: plasma membrane. The transcript has 9 exons. Gene Ontology annotation, biological process: cell surface receptor signaling pathway; homophilic cell-cell adhesion; G protein-coupled receptor signaling pathway. Bases 499 to 10428 code for a protein of 3309 amino acids.
GCCGCGUCCACACCGUGCGCUGUUGUGUCUCGCGCGUUGUUGCUUGUGUGCUGCGUUUUUAAAUACCUGUCUUGAGUCAUUGCACCUUCCCCGCUCGAGAGCGCACUCCGGGCAACUGGGCGCAAGAAGUGAACGCCAACCGAACGCGCAGCCGAGAAGUUUGCGCUACACGCGAUACCUGUUAAUCUUUCGUGCGACGGGACGUAAUCUUGCGGAAAAGUUGUUGAUCCUGUUUGAUUUACACGCGAGGACUUGCCGGAGUGAUAAAUCACGAGGAAAACAAGCCAAAGUGUGUUUCCAAUUGGAUUUCUAACAUUUUACAUAACCAUUGUGCUUGAUUUGUUUUAUUUUUGUGUUUGGAAGUUUUCAAAAUCACCCCUAGUGAGAGGUUUUGCACCGGUGCGUUAAUUAAAUCACCUUUAUUUGGGCAGAGUAUAGACCAGCUGAACAGCACUUGUCGAUCGAAUUAUGCCGCCCAGUUAACGAUGCGGCUGCGCAAUGACCGCCCACGCACCAUUUCGACCAAUGCGAACGCAAACACAUCGAAGUAGGCGUAGCCUGCUGGGACUCACGGGGGCGGCGCUGGUAUUACUCGCGUCGUUGCAAUCAUGCGCGUGCUACCUCCUGCUCGUCACCGAGGACCAACUACCCGGCGACCUCAUCUUCGACGCGUCGGUGUACAAGCUGGGCUCCGAGCGCGAUUACAAAAUCAAUUUGGAGCGCUCGGCGUCAUUCGUGUCGCGCCUCCUCCGGGUCGACCCGCACAACGGUCGCGUCUCGCUCAAACAACGACUGGAGUGCAACUCACUCUACUAUCCGAAUCUAUUCACCGUGCAUAUAGACUCCACUUCGAAUAGGCUGCGAGACAUUGACUACUACAGUCUGCCGUUGAGAAUAUUCAUCGUCGGCAAGGAAUGUUCCAAAGAUGCGGAGGAGGAGGAUUUGGAGGCGGAGUUUGGCUUAGAAGGCGGUUCCAGAAGCAGGAGGAGCAUUACAUACAAUCCAUUUCUGCAUCGGGCGCAUCCAAAUGUAAGAACACGAAUUACCGAUGCGAAACAAUGGAUUUCGGAGACUUAUGCGUCUUUUGCUAUUCCGACUGCUGAUAAAUGGAGGAAGAUCUGUUUGAGACAGUCGCAGUUUGUCAACUCUGUGUCUGCAUUUCUUCCCAAAACUAUAGCAAAAGCAUGUGAUGUUGAUUUCAUUGAUGUGAGCGAUCGACGCUUUAAAAUCGAACAGUCCCAAGGUGACCUCGUCGCUGCUGAAGACGUCUGCAUCAGGGAACCACUCUGGAAAGUUGUCAUCUUUUUCACUACUCGGUGUAAAGAUUCCAGAGUAUUAGACUCUGACCACCGACUUAAGAUUGUCUACCAUCAUCAAGUUUUUAAUGAUACUGAUAUCGCAAAGCGGGUUAGACGGGAACUACGUAAUCAAAGCCCAUUCUUUGAACAACAUUUAUACGUUGUAAGUGUACUGGAAGAAUGUGAACCUGGAGUGGUUGUCACUACUCUGAAAGCCAGAGAUCCAGAAAACUCACCUGUCACAUACUCGAUGACUUCCUUGCUGGAUUCAAGGACACAGUCUAUGUUUGACAUCGAUUCGAAGACGGGAAUCGUCACUACCAAAGUGCAACUUGAUCGCGAGUUGGUAGAUGUGCACUAUUUCCGAGUAACAGCGACUGAUGACAGUUUUCCGCCGAGAAGUGGCACUAGCAUGUUGCAGAUAAACGUGUUGGAUGCGAACGAUCACACGCCUGCUUUCGAAAUGAAUGAAUAUGAUGCUACGGUUAGAGAAGGUGUUAGUUUUGGAAGCACUGUGUUGACUCUGAAAGCGACUGAUCAGGAUAUUGGGAAAAAUGCUGAGGUGGAGUAUGCUGUGCAGAGUGUCAAUGGAGGUGGGAUUAGUACUGCCGAAGAAGAUAAUAACGCGUUUAAAAUCGAUGCCAAGACUGGAGUGAUUACGACUCGGACCAAUUUGGAUAGGGAGACAACUGAGGUUUACACGUUGAUUGUUACUGCGACUGAUCAAGCCACACCAGCUAGCGCAAGAAGAAGUGCAAGUGCGAGUGUUGUCAUUCGAGUCCUUGAUGACAAUGAUAACUACCCGCAGUUUUCGGAACGUGCCUACACAGCUACCGUCAACGAAGACAUCAAUUGGAAUGAAAAUCCUGUUGUUGCACAUAUCAAGGCAACUGAUGCUGACCAAGGGAACAACGCAGCGAUUCGUUUUGCAAUCAUCGGGGGUAACACCCAAAGCCAGUUUACAAUCGACAGUCUCACUGGAGAUGUAACACUUGUGAAACCUUUGGAUUACGAAACUAUUCGUUCGUAUAGAUUGGUCAUACGCGCACAAGAUGGCGGAAGCCCAGCCAGAAGUAACACAACACAACUGUUAAUAAAUGUAAAAGAUGUCAAUGACAAUGCGCCUCGAUUUUACACAUCACUUUUUCAAGAAUCCGUGUCGGAAAGUGUGUCUACCGGCUAUAGCAUUGUCAAAGUUCAAGCGUACGACGCUGACGAAGGUCCCAACGCUGACAUAAAAUACACUAUCGCUUCCCAGGACGCACAGGGUAUGUCUACUGAAGAUAUUCCGUUGUCUGUUGACUCGCAUACUGGCUGGAUCUACACCACCAAAGAAUUGGAUAGGGAAGAACAUCCCAAGUACAGUUUCCAGGUCAUUGCAAGUGACCAAGGAAAUCCACCACAAUCUGCCAGUGCUAGUAUAAUUAUUACCGUGCAGGAUGUCAACGAUAACAAUCCGAUUUUUGACCCGAAAGUGUACGAUUGUGUUGUGGCUGAAGAUGACUCUCCGGGAACACCUGUAACAUCAGUCACUGCAACUGAUAUAGAUGAAGAUACAAGGAUUCAUUAUGAGAUUAGCAGUGGUAACACCAGAGGGAGGUUUUCUAUAACUUCACAAAAUGGUCGAGGAUUAAUCACGGUUGCGCAACCUUUAGACUACAAACAAGAGAAACGUUACGUUCUAACAGUAACAGCAUCGGAUUCAGGUGGUAGGACUGACACUGCUACAGUGUAUGUGAAUGUAUCAGAUGCAAAUAAUUUUGCACCUGUGUUUGACUCUGCGCCCUAUUCCGUCAGUGUUAAUGAAGAUGUACAAAUUGGGUACACAGUGCUGUUGGUGACAGCAAGUGAUAAUGAUGUAGGUAUUAACGCGAAGAUAACUUACACGUUAGGUGAAGAUUCCGUUGAGGUGCAACCUUUUACCAUCAACCCACAAACUGGAGCUAUCAUAACCACAAAGUUAUUGGAUAGAGAAUCUGUUUCGGGUUAUUUGUUGACUGUAACAGCUCGAGAUGGUGGUCAUCCGCCAUUAUCAGAUACUACGGAUGUAGAAAUCACUGUGACUGAUAUCAAUGAUAAUUAUCCGAUAUUUAAACAACUACAAUAUAGCGGUAGUGUAUUGGAGGAUGCAUUGUUAGGUACUAGUGUUGUGCAGGUAUCAGCUACCGAUGCAGAUAUUGGAUUGAAUGGACGAAUUCGUUAUAUUCUCAGUGAAAAAGACAUGGAAGAUGGUUCCUUUGUGAUUGAUCCAACUAGUGGAGUCAUUAGAACACAUAAAGGUUUAGACAGGGAAUCAGUUGCUGUGUACAAUCUUGAAGCAUCUGCUAUUGAUAGAGGUAGUCCAGCGUUGAGCACAACAGUUCCUGUAGUCAUUCGCAUUGAAGACGUGAAUGAUUCCCCACCUACAUUUGAAUCAGAUAAAAUCACUUUGUAUAUAUCGGAAAACUCUCCAAUUGGAUCAACAGUAGGAGAAAUCUACGCAAAAGAUCCCGACGAUGGUGUUAAUGCAAUUGUACAAUAUUCAAUCAUUGGAGGAGAAGAUUCAGAAAGUUUCAGUUUGAUAACACGCCCAGGGUCCGAAAAAGCUGAAUUGAUUACAAUGACUGAAUUGGAUUAUGAAAGCUCGAGGAAAAAGUUUGAUCUCAUUGUAAGGGCUGCGAGUCCGCCAUUACGAAACGAUGUGCAUGUAGAAGUGGUUAUCAUCGAUGUCAAUGACAACGCUCCGGUUCUAAAGGACUUCCAUGUUUUAUUCAAUAACUAUAAGGACUGUUUCCCAACUGGUCCGAUAGGUAAAAUUCCGGCGUACGAUGCGGAUGUGUCAGAUAAACUGCAUUUUAGGAUAUUAUCCGGAAACAACGCGAAUUUAGUUGCUUUAAAUGAAAGCACGGGACAACUUCAACUAAGUCCUCAAUUGAAUACAAACGUUCCAAAGAUUGCCACCAUGGAGGUUUCGGUUACUGAUGGUAUUAAUGAUAUAAAAGCCAUUAUGCAAUUGACCGUUAAACUCAUCACUGAAGAGAUGCUCUUUAGUUCAAUCACAGUCAGGUUGAAUGAUAUGACGAAAGAAGCUUUCCUUUCACCAUUGCUAAGUUUCUUUGUUGAUGGCCUUGCAGCAAUUAUUCCAUGUCCCAAGGAAAAUAUUUUCAUCUUUAGUAUACAGGAUGAUAUCGACGUGCAGAAUAAAAUUCUCAAUGUGAGUUUUUCUGUCAAAAGGCCUGAUGUGCCACGAGAAGAUUACUACUCCCAGCAGUUUUUGAAAGAAAGAGUUUAUCUCAACCGAGCUAUACUUGCCAGAUUAUCAACCGUACAGAUUUUACCUUUUGACGAUAAUCUCUGUGUUAGUGAGCCAUGUCUUAAUUACGAAGAGUGUUUAACUGUUUUGAAGUUUGGCAACGCCUCUGGAUUUAUUUCUAGUAAUACAGUACUAUUUCGGCCGAUUUAUCCGGUGACUACGUUUACUUGUCAAUGCCCUGAGGGCUUCACUGGAUCGAGGGAGCAUUACCUUUGUGACACCGAAGUGAAUUUAUGUUACAGCGCACCGUGUCAGAACAACGGCACGUGCCGAAUCAAAGAAGGUGGAUAUACUUGCGUUUGCCAACCGGGAUACUCCGGCAAUAACUGCGAAAUUAAAUUAAAUACAGACCCGUGCAAACCGAAUGUUUGUCGCAGUGGAGCAACUUGCACACCUAGGCAUAAAGGCGGUUUUGUUUGCGAAGAUUGUUCACCGAUAACAGGACAAGAACAUUACACGCCAUUAUGUGAGCUGAAAAGUCGUAGUUUUAGUAAAAACUCUUUUCUGACGUUUCCAAGUUUGAAGCAGCGACAUCGAUUGCAUUUGCAAAUGAAAUUUGCGACUUUGAGCCCGAAUGGUUUGUUGCUUUAUAAUGGACGAUAUAAUGAAUUACAUGACUUUAUUGCACUGGAGAUUAUUAAUGGUGGUGUACAGUUUUCAUUUUCAUUGGGUAGUGAAGUUAGUCAUGUUGAGGCUAAUAUUCCUGGUGGUGUCGCUGAUGGAAAAUGGCACACUGUUACUGUGGCUUACUUUAACAAGAAGGUAACUCUUUCUUUAGAUGAAUGUGAUACUGCCCUAGCGCUGAAGUUUGGAGAUGAACUGGGUGGACAAUGGGCUUGCGCAGGAUUUGUCGAACACACUUUAGAAAGUAGAUGCGCGUCGUUGACGGAAACUUGCCAUAGAUUUUUGGAUUUGACCGGACCACUGCAACUUGGUGGAUUGCCUACAUUGCCAGCACAAUUCCAAGCGCAUAAUCAUCAUUAUGAAGGUUGCAUUAGUGAUUUCCACGUUGAUUAUAGAUUCGUAGAUUUGAACUCAUACGUUGCUGACAAUGGUACUGUACCUGGUUGUCCGGAAAGAAGGAACUUUUGCUCUUCAAGACCUUGUAGAAACGACGGUGUGUGCAAAGAGGGUUGGAGUAUGUACCAGUGUGAUUGUCCUGAAGGAUUCAGUGGACGGGAUUGUAGUGAAAGCAUAGGAAAACCAUGGAGGUUUGAAGGCGAUGGUAUGUUGUCUUUUAAUCCGUUGUUGAGACCAAUUCAACUACCAUGGUUAAACUCGUUGUCAGUAAGAACCCGCCAGCCUGACACAUUCCUUAUGUCUGUGCAAGUUGGCCAAAAUAGUUCAGCAGUACUAUCAUUAAAAUCAGGACUUGUUUUGUACUCCUACAAUGGUGAGUCAUUCAAUUUAACAUCGAAACCUCUAGCGGAUGGUCAAUGGCAUCAUAUAGAAGUUACUUGGUUAGGUAACGAGAUAAAACUUUCAUUAGACUACGGCGAGAAGAACAAUUUAGUUCCAUUCAAUGCUAAGAUCCAAGGAUUAUACGUUGGUAAAAUAUUAAUUGGAAGUCCAGAUAUUUCCUACAACAACGUUGGAUAUAAUUAUCUCGAAGGAUGCGUGCAGGAUGUCCGAAUUGGAACAUCUCAAACGAUAUUAUCUCGGCCAACUGUGCGCGAAAAUGUUUUAGACGGAUGUGGGUCUUUGGAUGAGUGUCAGACUGAAUGUCCACUUAAUGCACAAUGCAUCACUUCCUGGGGACAUUCACACUGCGAAUGCAAUCCUGGAUAUGUCGGACCUCUGUGCAUUCCAGUCUGUUCGAAAAACCCUUGUGAAAAUAAUGCUGUUUGUGAAGAAGAACAUAACGUAAGAGGGUAUCAAUGUAAUUGCAAUUCCUCAACGUAUAGUGGUGAAUACUGUGAGACGAAACAAGCCCAGCCUUGCCCUGCGUCAUGGUGGGGUUUCCCUGUUUGUGGACCGUGUCACUGUGAUACAGAGGCAGGAUACAAUCCGGAUUGUGAUAAGAAAAAUGGGCAAUGUCGCUGUAAAGAAAAUCACUAUCAACCAAAAGGAUCAACAAAAUGCAUUCCAUGUGAUUGUUAUUUGACAGGAUCUUUCAGUCCUCAAUGUGAUCAUGAAACUGGUCAAUGCCGAUGCAGGGAAGGUGUUAUCGGACAAAAAUGCGAUGCGUGUCCGAAUCCGUAUGCUGAGAUUACAUUGAGAGGAUGUGAGGUGGUUUAUGAUGGUUGUCCAAGAAGUGCAGCGAAUGAGAUUUGGUGGCCUCGCACUUCGUUUGGAAUUGAAGCAAUUGAAGUAUGCCCGAAAGGAAGUCAUGGAAAGGCAGCUCGGGCUUGCGAUAAUCAACUCGGCGGAUGGCAGGCUCCUGAUUUGUUCAAUUGCACUUCCGAUCGAUUUGUCGAAUUGAGAAAUCAGUUAUCGAUGAUUGAAAAAGGCGAGUUGAAUUUAAACACUUUUGUUGCUAUUCAAUUAGCUUCGGAUUUACACAAAGCUACUAAUGUAACACCAACACUUUAUGGAGCUGAUGUCUUGAUCACUUAUGAUUUGAUUCAGGAGUUGCUUAAACACGAAAAUCGCAUGCACGGACUUAAUUUAACUCACAGUCAAGAUAAAGAUUAUAUCAACAACAUUGUGCAUUCAGCAAGCGCCAUAUUGGACCAGAAGUACGAUUCGCAUUGGAAACGCAUCACUGACUUAAGUGAUGGUAGUGCUGAGCUACUCGUUUCUUCACUUGCAAUGUACAUCAAUAUCUUGUCAGAUAGUCAACAUGAUACAUAUACCAGUCCAUUUGAGUUGGUGUCACCUAAUUUAGCGAUUGGUUUGGAUGUAGUCACUCCAGAAUCAUUAUUUGGAUACGAACAGGAAAUUAUUUUACCUUCUGAUAGCAGUUUUACAACGGAAAAAGUCAUACUUCCAGAUACAUCACAAUUUUUGGAUGUUACAAAUCAAAAUACACCUAGUGGACCAGGACCUCUGGUAGCAUUCCCUAAAUACAACAAUUACUUACAAGAUAGGAGUAAAUUCGACAUGUUAUCCAAAAUAUUAGUACCCUUAAAACUUCUUGGUAUUAAACCAAUAGAAUCAGGGGAGUUGAUUACUAAACACAGCCUCCCUGAAAAUGGGGCUGUUAUCAGUUACGCGCAAUAUAAACAAGCUGGUGAACUCUUCCCUGCGCUGUAUGAUGAUUCCGUGCUUAGACGUUGGGGUGUGGACAUUACAAUCGGAUCUCCACUAAUGUCAGUUAGCAUACUUGUGCCUGAAUAUGUGAACGCCGUUUCCCCAUCGACUAAAAACCAACCCAAGGUGUUUUUCGAAGAAGGCUUACUACCAUCAGGAAUGAAUUUUAAAGAAUUUGAUAAGAAAUCAUUCGCUGAUGACAAACAUGAAAACGAUGCAUACCUGAGAUCUGAACGUUUUAAACGCUCCAAUCAGAAACUGCUGUAUAAAAGUUUAAGCAAUGUAGUUUUGGAUCUUCCAAUUAGAUUGCAAAUCUGGCUGGAUCAAGAGAAGAUGAUUUUCAAUGAAAGAUCAAAUCCUCAAUGCGUGCACUGGUCAACCGCACGAGGUUUUGGUGAAUGGUCUCGAGUAGGAUGUCACACUGAACUUGACAGCGAUUGGUUUGAUCUGGAUUCUGAUGAUCCGCUGUUGGUAAACUGUACUUGCAAUCAUCUAUCAACUUUCGCUGUUCUCGUUGAUGUAGUGGAUUUGGAAUACAUUCCCGAGCCGUCUUUAAUGGAGAAUAUCUCGACGUACAGUUGCUUCUCGAUUGCUUUGCCGCUUUUAUUCGCUACAUAUUUAUGUUUGGCGUUUUUGCGUGGAGCGCAAACUAACUCAAACACAAUCAGAAAGAAUCUGGUGCUUUGCGUAUUCUUGGCAGAGUUAUUGUAUUUCAUAGCGUUGAAGGCAAGAAGGCCAAUGGUUUCCAAUGAAAUUGCUUGUAAAUUGUUUGCGAUGAGUUUGCAUUAUCUGUGGCUGGGUGGAUUCGCGUGGAUGUUAGUGGACGCAAUACAUCUAUACAGAAUGCUGACAGAAAUGAGGGAUAUUAAUCAUGGGCCUAUGAGGUUCUACUAUUGCAUUGGAUAUGUCUUGCCUGCGGUGAUUGUCAGUUUGGCUGUUGGUGUACGAGCUCAUCAAUAUGGCAACUAUUACUUCUGCUGGGUAUCGUUGUAUGAAAGCGUUAUAUGGUCAGUGGUGGGUCCAAUCUCCAUUUUGGUUUUCUUCAACUUGUGCGUGCUGUUGUUUGCCGUUCGUGCUGCUUUUACACUCCAAGACCACGUAAUGGGUUUCGGUAACCUAAGGUCCCUACUAUGGGUCUCUGUUGUUGCCUUACCUUUAUUGGGAGGUGCCUGGGUACUGGCACUAUUGGCAGCUUCAGAAAAACAUCCACUCCUGACUCCGUUUUUGUCAGUAGCAGUUUUGAUACACGCAAUAUUCUCAUUGUUGGGUUAUUGCAUUGCAAACAACAGGGUGCGACAACAUCUAGUGCACAUGAUUCUACGUUGCAUGGGGAAGAAGGUGCCUCUCUUGGAGAACAACUCAGUGGCGGGUGUGGGCAGCACAAGCAGUCAAAACAUCAAUGCGCAAUCGCGUUCUGCAUUGGCUUACCAUUCAAGUGCAAUUGAGGCAGUCCGCAGGAACGUUGGCAUCUCCACCUCGAGUACCACCUCGCGUUCAACAACUAAAACUAGCUCAAGUCCCUAUCGAAGCGAUACUCACUUAAGACACACUUCAACGAGUACUUCAAACUACAACUCUACAAGCGAUGUUCCUUCGUACCUUCGCGGUUUUGAUCAUGAGUCUGCUCUACACCGCCAUAGGGAGAUUCCAGAAGAAGAUCGCAGAGAAAGACGACACACACGUGAACAUUCAGGACAUGGACAUGGUCAUGGUCAUGGUGGUGGAGAGAGUGAUUCAGAUUCGGAUGGUUCCGAGGGUCGUAGUCUGGAUUUAGCGUCUAGUCACUCUUCCGACGACGACGAAUCUAGUACAAGAAGACAUCGUACUAAAAGUAAUGGCCAAUCACGUCAGGGUUACCUUCCCAACAUCACAGAGCAUGUGGUAACCAGAUGUGGAACUCCACCUGCAUUGAACGUUGUGACCAAAUCGCAACUGUUCCCUGCUGUGCAACCUUACGGUCCUCGAUGGUCCAGUCAACUGCCGGAGUCAUAUCUCCAUGGUUCAGUGCCUGAAGUUGGUCGUUGGUCAGCAGAGACUGGUUCCGAUAACGAAUUCUGCCAUAAAACAGGCUCACCCAAUCCUCUACCAAACCCUGAAAUGCCAGGUGAAACGUACGUACCACCAACGCAGUCGGAACAGUACAUGAUGCGAGCACAUUACGAUCAACAAUACGUCACUAAUAUGGGUCACAUGGGCAAUCUGGGCAAUUUGGGCACACUGAGUAAUUUAGGCAAAAGCAACUACAAAUUGGGUGCGCCACAUGACAACAUGAACUACCAUGAGUACCCUGAUAGAUGCUCCGAUGUGGAAGAGAAACACCACGUCGACGACAAGUAUUUAUUUCCUUACACAGCGGAAGAGGACCAUCUAACCACUAAUAAUUACAUGCAUCCGCCGUCGAGUAGGAUGAUGUCGCCAAUUGGAGGGCAUACAAACGACAUUAACAAUCCAGGCAUGGAUUAUCACGGUCCGAGAAUGGGUUCCCGGAUGGGUUCAGUACUAGGUUCCGUUCACGGAUCGCUUUGUGGUAGUGCCAGGGGAUCGCCAUCUCCAAUGAUGCCUCACAUGCCGACUAUGAUGCAUUCUACUCAUCAUUCAACGCCAGAUCCAUCACAGAAAGAAAUAGAUGAGGAGACAUCUGUAUAGCACCAAGCGUGUAAGCUCUCUUUGAGCGUCGUCAACACGCGACAUUGUAAUUCUAGUGCGAAUAUGUACAAAUUAAGUUUUAGUUCACAAUCUAAUUUAAGUAUUUAUGAUUUGCCAAGCAUUGUAAAACAAAGCAUCUACAUGACAUUCCAUCAGAGUGAUAGGUUUGAGGCGUUCACGAGGAAUUGACUUUGAUUAAGACUGUUUUAGCGAUGAAGGAAGACGAACGACAAUCCCGCCAAUCUGCAAACAAAUUUGCCACGCGAUCAAAGCGAAGAAAAGACAUAUUUAUUGCUUGCUUUUUUUCAGCGAAUAUACCAUGACACUUGUGGGAAGAUAUUUAUAUUUAUAUACUUGUACACAGAUUUUAUUAGCGUGUAAAAAAAUUGUAUUUUUGCCAUAGAGUUCGUGGUUGUCGAUGCGUCAACGCGAGCACCGUAAGGUUUUGUACGUACUUAAUCGACGCAAUAUUCGUAUUUGUGAUAUUCGUCGACGUCUAGUUGGUUAGUUUAAAUAAUUUCGACCGAAGUAUGCUAUUAUUUGCCAGGAUUUAACAGUGCCUAAAGUAGCUUUUUGUACUCUUGAGUGAACUGUGUAUUUUCCUAGGAAGGGUGAGGACGUGUAAACAAACAUUGAGAUCUCAUCGGACUGAUUUUUCCACACGAUUUUUUGUACGUUUUGUGCAAUUCUAUUGUUCCAUAGUGUAAUUUAUAUAAGAUAUUAUAUUAAUGCAUUCCUUUUUAUGUAUUUACACUAUUAAAGUCUUAUUAUACAUGAUUAAAUGACGAAA